This is a messenger RNA of Toxoplasma gondii ME49, 1494 nucleotides long. RefSeq names its product homoserine O-acetyltransferase, putative. Bases 1 to 1296 code for a protein of 431 amino acids. NCBI's taxonomy places the organism in Eukaryota, Apicomplexa, Conoidasida, Eucoccidiorida, Sarcocystidae. Gene Ontology annotation, biological process: L-homoserine metabolic process. The transcript has 5 exons. Gene Ontology annotation, molecular function: L-serine O-acetyltransferase activity; homoserine O-acetyltransferase activity. The record is from RefSeq and is a predicted model, not a curated record.
AUGAUGAACAAGCCGACGGUCUGGGUAACGUUUCUUCUACAUGUCAGAGCAAUCUCUGUUGAUUUAACCCUCUCAUUUUCAGGGCCGGAACCUUGCUACUCUCCCGUUCACUCCGGCUACUUCCUACAAGAAUGCAGGCGACGCUUCAAAACGUCAUAUGGUGGCACACUUGAUUCUGUUCAUAUUGCAUACGAGACUUGGGGAAAUUUGAAUGCGUCUAAAAGUAAUGCGGUCCUUCUCACCUGUGGACUGUCGGCGUCCUCCCAUGCCAGGAGUAGCCCCAUGAAUCCUGAAAGUGGCUGGUGGGAGAGCUUUAUUGGUCCAGGUCUUGCAUUGGACACCAACAAGUUCUUCAUAAUCUGCGUAUCUAACUUCGGAGGUUGCUCAGGAACCACAGGACCGAGCUCCUUCAGCAGUAGAGGCGACGGGAAGCUCAUACGUUAUGGUUUGGAUUUUCCGAUGUUUUCGGUUCAAGAUAUGGUGCGAAUCAUGUUCCGCGUUGUUGACCACCUGGGAGUAGAAACUCUACAUGCUGUUGUUGGCAGCAGCCUGGGUGGCAUGCAAAGCGUUGCCGCCGCGGCCAUGUACCCAGAGAGGGUGAAGCGCCUUGUCAGCAUCAGCGGUGCGGUAACCAGUUCGCCUCUCUCAAUUGCCCUCCGAUAUGCUCAGCGUCAAGUUCUCAUGGCAGAUCCCCGUUUCAAUAAUGGCAACUACUAUGAAAAGGCAUACCCGUUUACCGGCAUGAAACUCGCUAGGGAAAUUGCAACCAUUACCUACCGGAGUGGACCUGAGUGGGCCCAACGGUUUGGACGCCAGCGUGUUCAUCACCAUCUUCAGAGCGAGGAAGCUUCUCAGAGUGAGGAACGCCCAACAAACUUUGACACAAAAAGCCGAUACGACCAUCCUCCUACGCUGGCCCCGGACUUUACCGUUGAGGCGUAUCUGGAGCAUCAAGGCAAGAAGUGGUGCCACCUUUAUGAUCCAAACUCGAUGUUAUACAUUUCGAAGGCGAUGGACCACUUCACUUUGGAAGAGCCUUUAGGGACGACCGGAGAGCUUUCUCUAGAAUAUGGUCUGCGCCGAGUGCGUAUGCCUGCCCUGGUCAUUGGCGUGAAAAGCGAUAUUCUCUUUCCAAUAUGGCAACAGAAACAGAUGGCUCAUUCGCUGCAGCGGGCAGGAAACAGAUCUGUUGCAUUUUACACCCUUGAUUCAAUUUAUGGACACGAUACAUUCCUUAUCGACGUUGCCAACGUUGGGGGGGCCGUAAAAGGUCAUCUAGAGCAGAGCCACUCGUAGUUUUCUUUUGGUCGUGCUAAAGCACUCGGAGGAAGCCCGCUUAGAAAGCAUUCAACUUCAACACCUCGUCAAUUUUCAAGUGGUCGUAACACGGGACAUACUUCAUGGACAGGUAUUUAGCCAGGCUUUGCCCUGGAUCCCUGCACCCCUGCGUGUUCUAUUUGUGGAAAACUUCCUGAUGGGUCGUCAUGAGGUACC